Arabis nemorensis is the source of this 1002-nucleotide messenger RNA. NCBI's taxonomy places the organism in Eukaryota, Viridiplantae, Streptophyta, Magnoliopsida, Brassicales, Brassicaceae. The record is from the annotation of a GenBank genome assembly.
AUGGCGAUUCCGUUGCCCCUCACUUCUUACUCGCAAAUCUCAGCUUCUUCUUCUUAUACUUCACGAACCUCUUUCGUCCCUCUCACACCUCGCCGUCGUUAUUCCUUCUCCGAUCAGAAUUUCAGUAGGCGUGUACUUAUCAGCUGCUCUUCUUCUUUGUCUUCCAACAAUGGUUCAACUCCUGAGUCUAUGAACGGGAGUGGGUUAAACGGCCAGUCAUCGUUUCCUGGAAUGCCUUCGUUCGAUGGAACAUCAAAACCACCGCUUAAAUGGAGAAGGGUUUUACUCAAAGUCAGUGGAGAAGCUCUUGCUGGAGACGAGGAGCAGAACAUCGAUCCAAAGGUUACUAUGUCGAUUGCAAGGGAGGUUGCAGCAGUGACUCGGCUUGGCAUUGAGGUUGCGAUUGUUGUUGGAGGAGGAAAUAUCUUUCGUGGAUCCACCUGGGCUGGGUGCAGUGGCCUUGAUCGCUCCUCUGCUGAUUAUAUCGGGAUGCUGGCAACUGUGAUGAACGCAAUAUUUCUUCAAGCGACAAUGGAGAGUAUCGGCAUCCCAACGCGUGUUCAAACCGCUUUCCGCAUGUCAGAAGUCGCAGAGCCUUACAUAAGAAGACGAGCAAUUAGACAUCUAGAAAAAGGCAGGGUUGUGAUAUUUGCAGCCGGAACAGGCAAUCCGUUUUUCACCACCGAUACUGCAGCAGCUCUUCGAUGUGCUGAAAUUAAUGCGGAAGUAGUGCUGAAAGCAACAAACGUAGAUGGAGUCUUUGACGAUGAUCCUAAGCAAAACCCAAACGCUCGCCUUCUCGAGUCGUUAACUUACCAAGAAGUAUUAUCAAAGGAUCUCUCUGUAAUGGAUAUGACUGCUAUUACUUUGUGCCAAGAAAACAACAUCCCAGUCGUGGUCUUCAAUCUAUCGGAACCUGGAAACAUCACGAAAGCAAUUAAGGGCGAAAGAGUCGGUACACUGAUCGGAGGAACUUGGAACUCCAUUGUUGCAACCACAUGA